Molecule: messenger RNA, 4942 nt
Organism: Mirounga angustirostris (Northern elephant seal)
Lineage: Eukaryota; Metazoa; Chordata; Mammalia; Carnivora; Phocidae
Gene: FAF2
Product: Fas associated factor family member 2
Exons: 11
Coding region: 593-1846 (417 amino acids)
Cellular component (GO): endoplasmic reticulum
Molecular function (GO): ubiquitin binding
Source: RefSeq, a predicted model, not a curated record
GGCUGGGGAGUGGGCCCUCGGAGGAGCCCAGAACCCUUCUCAGAUUGGGCCCGAGAUUCUUCUCAGACCAGCGGCGGCCCCCUCCCCCCCAAACGCCAACUGCCCUGCUACUCCCAGCUCCCGAGCCUCUGUCAGGUCCCCCGCCUUCCCGCCAGGGUUGCGGCCCUCUCCUCUCCUCUCAGCGGGUCAGCUUCCCUGGUUUCCCUUAGCCGCACCCGUCCUCAACCAUUCUUCCCAGACCGGUUACCCGUUGGACCCUUUCCGCCCUUCGACUCUAGAUUUACCGAGAUGCUUAAUCCCCACCGCGGAGCUGGCCUAAUUUCGGGUCUCUGGAAAACCUACCAGCAUCCCAUGCUGUUUAUACAAAUAUUUAUGGAAGGCCUCUUGGGUGCCUGGUCCUGUAUUGGGCGCUCUGGUGGGGGAGGGGGCGGAGGUGGCCCCCACCCUAAAGGUGUGGGAGGACACCCCAUAAGGAAACAAUGCAAGUUUUAAGUGUCAUCAGUGGCUUCUGACGGGGUUUUUUUUUUACCCUGGGCUUAUUCCUGGACUCACGUUCUUGACAGUGCUUGAGGAUCUGACUGGCAUAGAAUCUAUGGAUCAAUGUCGCCAUACCUUGGAACAGCAUAACUGGAACAUAGAGGCUGCUGUACAGGACCGAUUGAAUGAGCAAGAAGGUGUACCAAGUGUUUUCAACCCACCUCCAUCCCGACCCCUGCAAGUUAAUACAGCUGACCACAGGAUCUACAGUUACGUUGUCUCGAGACCACAACCAAGGGGGCUGCUUGGAUGGGGUUAUUACUUGAUAAUGCUUCCAUUCCGGUUUACCUAUUACACAAUACUUGAUAUAUUUAGGUUUGCUCUUCGUUUUAUACGGCCUGACCCUCGCAGCCGGGUCACUGACCCCGUUGGGGACAUUGUUUCAUUUAUGCACUCUUUUGAAGAGAAAUAUGGGAGGGCACACCCUGUCUUCUACCAGGGAACGUACAGCCAGGCACUUAAUGAUGCCAAGCGGGAGCUUCGCUUCCUUUUGGUUUAUCUUCAUGGAGAUGAUCACCAGGACUCUGAUGAGUUUUGUCGCAACACACUCUGUGCACCUGAAGUUAUUUCCCUAAUAAACACUAGGAUGCUCUUCUGGGCAUGCUCCACAAAUAAACCUGAGGGAUAUAGGGUCUCACAGGCUUUACGAGAGAACACCUACCCAUUCCUGGCCAUGAUUAUGCUGAAGGAUAGGAGAAUGACUGUGGUAGGACGGCUAGAAGGCCUCAUUCAACCCGAUGACCUCAUUAACCAGCUGACAUUUAUCAUGGAUGCAAACCAGACUUACCUGGUGUCAGAACGCCUUGAAAGGGAAGAACGAAACCAGACCCAGGUGUUGAGACAACAGCAGGAUGAGGCCUAUCUGGCCUCUCUCAGGGCUGACCAGGAGAAAGAAAGGAAGAAACGAGAGGAGCGGGAGCGGAAGCGGCGGAAGGAGGAGGAGGUGCAACAGCAGAAGUUGGCAGAGGAGAGACGGCGGCAGAAUUUACAAGAGGAAAAGGAAAGGAAGUUGGAGUGCCUGCCCCCGGAGCCUUCGCCUGAUGACCCUGAAAGUGUCAAGAUCAUUUUCAAAUUACCCAAUGAUUCUCGAGUAGAGAGACGAUUCCACUUUUCACAGUCUCUAACAGUAAUCCACGACUUCUUAUUUUCCUUGAAAGAAAGCCCGGAAAAGUUUCAGAUUGAAGCCAACUUUCCCCGGCGGGUGCUGCCCUGCAUCCCUUCAGAGGAGUGGCCCAACCCCCCCACACUGCAGGAAGCAGGACUCAGCCACACAGAAGUUCUCUUUGUUCAGGACCUAACAGAUGAAUGACAUUUUUUCUUCCUCUCCCCUCCUACCCUAAUCCCUAAAAGAAAUGGAAAAACAAAAACAAAAAAAAACAAGAGAGAGAAAUUCAUAUUAUUAUUAUUAUAAUACAAUAUUUUUUUUAAAAGACUGCUGCAUCCUAAGGAAGGAUCAGAAACCAUGCUGCCUAAAAGAGUCACCACCUGUGUGCGCGCGCACGAGGUCAGCAAUGAACGUUUCCGCUGGCAAGCCCACCCUCCCCUACUGCCUCUGCACCACGCACCUUCCAAUGAAAGGAGACUCUUCACCUCCAACCCAGUCAUUGUCCCUACUGGGGAAGGGGACAUUCCCACUGGUUCUCAUUCGUUCUUGCUUUUAUGGAAAAUAAAGUGAAAAAACCUCUAUCAUCCAGCUACUGCAGCAUCUUCUGAAGACUUGCUUCUCCCACCACCAGAGAAGAGAGGGAAGAGAAGGCACAGAACAGAGAUGUUCCUUGAACUUCCCACAAUUUAUAAAUAACUUCUAAAUGUUUUCUGUUGCUUUGUAAUGACCAAAGGAAUGAGGCUGAUAUAGGUGUUUUUUUCCCUUAACUUUAUUUGGUAAGAGCCAAUUCUUAAGCCCAUGAGUUCAUGCCCUGGGCUCCUUAGCCCACAAGAGUGUAAUAAAGGUGCCCUGGGCUGGUUUGUGCUUAUUUCUGCCAUUGUUCCUCUCACAUUCCCAGAGAGGUGGUUCUUUUUGGUCCAACUCUUGCUGUCCUUUCUUGCUAUCUAUGUGCCCCCCUUUGAGUAUUGGGAGGAAAUCUGGGUUCGUUGCCCCACAAAGACCGUACAGAUAUACUCAUAUAUGCAGCGUGAACUCUGUGUAUACUCACUAUAUACAUGACUGCAGCUUUCCCUUGGAAUCUGUACCAGGUGGUUAUUACGGGAUCUGAACCAAAGGAUAGUGACUCUUCAUUCCUCUUCUGACACAUGCAUGCUCUUCCUUCCCAGCCCUGAGCUUUCCUGAACUGCCAAGCUUGGUGUUUCCCAAAGGAGUAGCAGGACCUAUGGUAGAACCAGCAGAACCCCGUAAGAGUUCCCUGCCUGUCUCAGUGGGAGUGUGGUGAUGGUGGUGGUGAUUUAGGCAUAGAACUAGAGACCUUGAAGGGAGCCAAGACAGAACUCUCAGCCUGUGUAAACUGUUGGAAGGCACAUUUAGUUUCUGAUGUAGCCACCUGCUGGAGGCAGUUUUAAUCCUCUCUAUUGCUGUGUUGAAGUAAUAGGGUUUUUUAACCUCUGGAUAUCUGUGCUGUGGUUGAGUUUAUGGUAAUGGGUACAUGGGUCAGGCCAUGUAUUAACAGAUGCCAGCAUGAACUGGCAAAUAUUCCAAAGUGUUCUACAGCUAGACUGGUGCAGACUCGUAACACUGCAACCUACUGAAGUAACUGUAGUUCUAGCAUGCUGUGAGGCCAGGGUUCAUGUCAAGAUAAAACAUAACUUGGUAGAUUUGCGGUUUCUAAAGGCUUUCUCUCUUGCUUACCUAAAGUCUAAGGGCCACUCUUUUAGGUAGCAGUGAUGUGUCUUCUAUUCUCUGUAGCCCUCAGGGGUUGGGGCAAACACCAAGGAACAGAGUAAGGAACCUCACACAAAGCACCUGGGGAGCCUGGGAAUUUCCCAGUGGCCUUGGCACAGGUGUCUAGAACACGAUCUCUAGGAAAAUUUAAUUCUGCUCCUGGCUGCCUAUUAUUCCACUUUGUUUCCUGCUGCCUGAAGCCCAGAUGAGUGGGAAAUCACUGUCCGACUGUUGUGUUUUCAUGAAAGGAAUCUGGAGUGAAUACCAGGAUAAAGCAUAUUCUCCACUCAACCUUAUGUGAAUUCUGCUUCCUGCUGACAACCAUGCAAAGAGGAAUUUUCCACUUAACUUGGAGCCUCCCUCCUUGUUGAACUCACAGCUGUUUCCCUGGCAGUACACAGGAGGGGACGACAUUAAAGGCUUUCGCUAGGUUGGGUGUACCAAGUAUCUUGCCCAUACCUCUUUGGGAAGUUGUAAAACUUUUUCCUUAAUUCAGUCUGCAUCCUAUUCUACAAUGUGCACUUUAUGUCUCUUGCCCUUUUAAAACUUGUUCAGUGAAGGAGGUCAGAUGCCAGAAUAUUAAGAAAAAGUCUAUGUCGGUACAGUUCUUGUGAUGGCCUACCCAUUACUUCAGGUUUCAAGAGGUCUUAUCUGAAGCACAUGUUCCUUCCUAGUCCAUCUUAAAACAGGCCUGCUUUGCUCAGACCACGUCCCCCCCCUUCCUUUCUCCUUGCUGACCCUAGGGCUGCUGCCUAGGUGCCAUCUCCCUUCCUCCUCCGUGAAGGAUGCACGUUUUGUCACUUAAAGCCAGUACAAUCUGUUACUCCCAAGGACCUCUGGGAACUUGAUGGGACCUGCAAGGGAGAAAAUACUGAGAAGUAUCUGCAAGGAUUUCCUCAUUUCCAGAUCACCUCUGGGUUAUUUCAGCUGUUUAUCAAACAGCAAGUCAUCAACCUAACAAAAACACUUGUUUCAAGUUGUGUUCUGCAGUCCCAAAACUGAAGUUGUAGAUUCAGCUGAAUAACCAUCAGAAAUGGCCAAGCAAAGACAACCUGUUGGAGUCAGUUGAAUUUCUGCAGCCUCAGUGUGGCCUUUCUGGUCUUUUCUUUCACUUCUGCAGAAUUUCCUGCAGCAAAUACUUCUUUGUAACCUUGUCUUCUUCCACUAUGAUGUUUGGAUAAAAUAUGACCAGAGGAGAAUAUUUAUCUAUUAAAAAAAAAAAAGGAACCUAGAAUCUUCAACUGAGCAGUCAUGAAAAUUGUUAAUGGUGCCAAGGCCAAGGAAAGAGUUUCAGAAAAUGACUGUGGGAAGGAGUGCUAACCCCCAGAAUGCAAAAUCAGGGGAGAAUUAUCUGGUGCUUGAACAAGGAGCUCCACUUUACAACUGGUUUUUUUAGGACUUGUGAGGAACGCAGCAACAGGAAAUCCAUCCACAAAGGAUGCAGUGCCCCAACUUGUACUGCACCUGAAUAGUUAUGUGAUAAUUUACUGAAGAAAUCUAGUGUACUUUAAAUUUUUUUCAUAAAAGUUUACAUUGUAUUGUAGGUUAACAUUAAAUGUUUUAUAACAAAAA